AUGCCCCCUACUUCGCGUCAGGCACGUGGCCAGCCCGCCGCGCCAUCUCCUUCAGCACCCAUUCCCAACUCACCUGAUGAGGAACGAGGAACCCCCCCUGCUGAUAUUCACGCACUCAUCCCAGACCAGACAGCACCAGAUGAGUUGGGCCUUUUCCGCAUAUAUGCGCAACGUUCCACUCUGAUCCCGCACCGAGAUCAAAGCCUUGAUGCGAUCGCUGAUGCUCCUACCUUCGAAACGCAGGGUGACCCUGAUUUUGAUCGAUCACACAUCAUUCCUGGACUUCCCUCCCAGGAUAUCCAACCCGAUGAUAUCUUCUCUGCAUUCAGUAGCCCAACUGCGGGGCUUCUCUUUUUCUGGCAGUACUCCGGUAUCAACUCCAAGUCCAGCGCUGAGAUGAAACACCUCGGUAGGACUUUUCUCGACGAUGACAACUACAGGAGGGAAGACGCUCGAGAUUACGAUGAUGUACAUGAGAAGAGGCUUCUCGGGGAUUAUCUUAAGGAUAAGUCAAAUCCAUUCCAUAUCGAAAACGGCUGGCACUGCUCCUCAGUUAAUAUCUGCCUACCGAAAGAAAAGGAGAAGUAUUGA
Molecule: messenger RNA, 591 nt
Organism: Suillus clintonianus
Lineage: Eukaryota; Fungi; Basidiomycota; Agaricomycetes; Boletales; Suillaceae
Exons: 1
Coding region: 1-591 (196 amino acids)
Source: RefSeq, a predicted model, not a curated record